This is a messenger RNA of Onychostoma macrolepis, 3359 nucleotides long. RefSeq names its product Rab interacting lysosomal protein-like 1 (gene rilpl1). Gene Ontology annotation, biological process: cilium assembly. The transcript is spliced from 8 exons. Gene Ontology annotation, molecular function: protein dimerization activity. Bases 249 to 1619 code for a protein of 456 amino acids. Gene Ontology annotation, cellular component: ciliary basal body; cytoplasm. Lineage: Eukaryota; Metazoa; Chordata; Actinopteri; Cypriniformes; Cyprinidae. The record is from RefSeq and is a predicted model, not a curated record.
CGUCUGCCGCUGCUGUGCGCAUGCGCGGUACGUAAAGCGCCGCUCUGAGGAAUAAAUAAGGGCAGGGAAACCGAACCGCAAUGGGACAACUCUAAUUUCGGUCCAAUUCGGCCUAAAAAUAUCCCGAAAUGGCUUUUAUCCUCGACGGGGUGUCAUCAGAAGGUUUUUAGAGGGCUUUGGGGAUCUGUUUGGCUACUGAAAGGGGCUGAGAAAGUUUAGAAGGAAACGAACUUCAAAGACGGUCGGUCAUGGAGGAUUUCGGUUCGGCGCUGGAGAAGAACGUGGCGGAUCUGACCGUGAUGGACGUCUACGAUAUCGCCGCGGUCGUGGGCCAGGAGUUCGAGCGCAUUAUCGAUCAGUACGGAUGCGAGGCUCUGUCCCGCCUCAUGCCCAAAGUGGUCCGUGUGCUGGAGAUCCUGGAGGUCCUGGUGAGCCGGAACAGCAUCAGUCCGGAGACCGAGGAGCUGCGCCUGGAGCUGGACCGGCUGCGGCUGGAGCGGAUGGACCGGCUGGAGAAGGAGAGGAAACAUAAGAAGGAGCUGGAGCUUGUGGAGGAUGUGUGGAGAGGAGAAGCCCAGGAUCUACUGUCCCAGAUCGCACAGCUGCAGGAGGAAAACAAAACGCUGCUCAACAACCUGUCCGUCAAAGAGUGUCCAAUGACGGAAGAGGAUAUACAGAAACAGGAAGGCAUGUCCGAGAGGGAACGGCAGGUGAUGAAGAAGCUGAAGGAAGUUGUAGAUAAACAGCGAGACGAGAUCCGCGCCAAAGACCGCGAGCUGACGCUCAAAAACGAGGACGUUGAAGCGCUCCAGCAACAGUUGAACCGGCUGAUGAAGAUCAACCAUGACCUGAGGCAUAAGAUCACGGUGGUGGAGGCCCAGGGUAAAGCGCUGAUCGAGCAGAAGGUGGAGCUCGAGGCGUCUGGUCAGGCACGGCAGCAGGAGCUGGGUAACCUGCGACAGGAAGUGACCCGUCUUAAGGAGCGACUUAAAGAGCAGGGCAAGUUCAGUGCUGAGACAGAGGAGCCUGUAGGACCACCUUCACCUGCACAGUCGUCUAAAGCGGCCCCUUCCUGGGGUCAGGAUUUAGCUUCUGAGCUCCUCGCUGGGGGCCUGGAGAUAGAGGAAGGUCCCCUCCAUUUCAUCCCCCACAUCGGGGCCCCAGGAGCCCUGACAGUUGACGGUGAGGAGGAGAAGGACGAUGAAGAGGCUGCGUUUUUAUGGGAGGCGCUGUGUGAUGACGACAUGUCCUCUAUAGAUCCAAAAGACCCGAACCGCCCGCGAUUUACCCUGCAAGAGCUGCGUGACGUCCUGCAUGAGCGCAAUGAGCUGAAAGCUAAAGUCUUCAUGCUACAAGAGGAAAUCGCAUAUUACAAAAGUGACGAACAGGAAGAGGAAACAGGCCUGCCGCUCCCAGACCCAUCUCCUACCCUCCGGCCAAGCUCGCGCUCCAACUUUCAGCCCGAGUCGGGGAUAAAACGACUGUUUAACUUCUUUUCCCGCGACAAAAACCGAGGCUCUCAGAGGAGGAUGCCACAGAUGGGUGACGGCUUCGGCUCGUGGGCGGGGAAAGAUGAUGUGUACACGGAACAGGCCCAGGAGGCAUUACAGCACAUGUAACGAACACAACGCUCCACUAACCGCUAACCUGCACCAUGUGACCGUAUGCCACGUUUACGCUCCCUUUCAUGGUCACUUUCACAGCACAACGUCUGCAAGCAGAUGAGACAAGAGCUCACAAAGGGAACAUGGGGGACGGGGCCGUUUAGAGUUACUGAUAGAUUGUGGCCCUCACCUUCGCCCAAAGAUACUGCGAGGGAGUUUUAUGUGCCUAUUUUGUUAAGAUAGUUAGACAUUUUAUUGCUAUUGCAAACGACAAGUUACUAUAAGUAGAUGACGCGGACGAAUAGAUUUCAGACAGUAUUCUGAUGACGUUUAAAGAGAAGAUGCCUUCAGUAGAUAAGAUUCAUAUCUAUUUUUAAUUCAAAUUGAAUUAUGAGUGAAAAUAUGCACAUGGCUGAAGAAAAAUGUGAGGUUUUAAUUUUUAGUUGCUACGCCCAGGCCAGAGAUUGUCUGAAAAGGAUGGUGGCAUUAUAUGUUGAAUUAUGUUUAAAACUUUUUUUGCACAGUAGCCUGAUUCUUUUGGCACACAGAAUUUAAAGAAAUAUCAAGUAUUCAUUCUAUUGACAUCCUUUAUGACAUGCUGUUAUCACAGAAAAUAAUUUCAACUUGUCCCUCAGUUUGUAACAACAAACAGACAUUGUAUUUACAGUAUCGUACUUGAUAUGGAGGUGUAUGGGGCAAAACAUUAAGAUCAGAGAAAUGUGCCCUUUUAUUAACUUUCAUGUUCAGAAAUGUUAUUUUUUGCAGUGUUUUGUAGGACGAGGAUACUUUACCAUUCAAUGUAAUGUAAAAACAGUCAUAUUGUGAAAUAUUAGUACAAUUUAAAAUGAAUAUAAUUUACUCCUGUGGUCAAAGCUGAAUUCUCAGCGUCAGUCUUCAGUGUCACACGAUCCUUAAGAAAAUAUUCUAAUAUGCUGAUUUGCUGCUCAAGAAACAUCUCUUAUCAAUGUUGACAACAUUUUGCUUCAAAACAGUUGCUUCAUGUGUUUGUGCAAAAAGUGAUAAAAACAUUUUCCAGCAUUUUUGAUGAAUAGAAACUUCUAAAGAACAGCAUCUAUUUGAAAUAGAAACAUUAUAAAUGACUUAUUUCUGAUUAAUUGAAUGCAUUGCUGGAUAAAAGCAUUAAUUUCCUUUUUAAAAAAAAUCUUGCUGACCCCAAACUUUGUAUUUGUGUAUCAAAACUGUGUGUAUAUUAACAUUUCUCCUAUUGAAAUGCCCUAUAUACUUCAUCACAUGAAUUAUUUUUUUUUUUACAAACUGAGUGGCAAAUCAGACGCAUUUUCAGUGGUAAUUGACAGCAUGUCACAGGUUCUGAAUUGAAGUCUUUAAACCCUGGAAUCAUGAAACAAAGCUUUACAUGCAUCAUUAAGUGUUUCUGCAGCACAUUAAGGCAGAACAAUAUUAAUUAUCCAUAGUUUACUAUUGGCAUCUGAAGUAUCUAUCACAUAGACAAAUGUCAUUCACCAGCGGUUUGCAUUGCUUGAAUGGUGCUUUCACUGGCAAUAAUAGAAGGUUUGAGAGAAAGCAUGGAAAUGCGUGACUAUGUUAAAGUGUGUUGAUAAAGGCAGCUUUGUGAGCUAGAAAAAUACAUGCCUGUGGGCCUUAAAUCAAUUGUUGAACAGCUAGUACUCCACUCAACUGAGAAUGUUAUCCAGCAACAAGAACUGGAUCAAAUGUAUCAUCAUGAAGGAUUAUGCAUAACUCAUCUCAUUGUGUAUUAAACUAUUUUAUACCAUG